This is a messenger RNA of Microcebus murinus (gray mouse lemur), 3513 nucleotides long. Lineage: Eukaryota; Metazoa; Chordata; Mammalia; Primates; Cheirogaleidae. The record is from RefSeq and is a predicted model, not a curated record.
UGGUCUCUCUUCCAAUUUCAUCUAGGGGCAAUACAUGACUCUCACCAACCUCCAGGGCUCGGAUCCACUGUUUAGAUACCUGAGGAAAGAGUUAGUCAUCCCAGUGACCACAGACUCCCCUCCCUGACACCUCCCUGGAACAGGGACUAUCCUUGUUACAUGAAUCAAGGAAAGCUGACCAAAUCCUCAGCCACCUGAAGCAGAAGCUGUAAUGGAGAUUCCCAAGCAAUCAGCCCUUUCUCCUCUCACUCCCCACCUCGCCCUUUGUACAACUUUAAAUUAAGAGUUCAGAAAACAGCCUAGGGUGGUCCGAUGUUGGUGAGUUAUCUCACCUGAUUGUUUAUAGUCAGUUAGAUUGAACUCCUUAUUCUACUCUUUCCCCCCUUCUCACUACUGAACUUGACUCGUCUUUAAAAAAAAAAAAAAGAAUCAGUCUAGUCAGCGAUGUUCAAACUCUCCUGAUCACAAUAACCCUUGGGGGCAAUUGUUUAAAAAAUUUCAGCCACAUAUCCAGGACCCACACCAGCCAUAUUUACUGAAUCAAAUGGGGUGGAGGUGGGGAGGGGGCUGGAGAAUCUGUAUUAUUUACCCAGCACAUUAGCUGGAUUCUUAGUAUGAGGUAAGGUUGGGAAACAUUGGCCUAGUUUAUGUGAAAAGAUAGGAACAGUUUCCUUGGCUAGACUAAAAGAUGUCUUCAACUUAUAACUAAAAUAUCUCAAGUUAGUAGGUUGGAAGCCACUCUCCUACUCUGGGCUAAAGAUGCAGUUGUACAAAUCGGUUCUCCUGGACCCCAUUCAAAUGACUCCAAGGCUGUGACAGAUCGGAAGUCCUCCCUCAGAUGCCUGGACCAGCUCAUCGACGCCGACUCCAAUCCCCCAUACCUGUAGCUGACGAUGCAAGAGGCUCCCACAUCACGAGUAGGAGCUCAAGAGUUACGUAGGGAUCUGUGGGAACUGCUCCGUGACUGUUAGAGAAGAUGCCUUACCUUGGCUCUGAGGACGUGGUGAAGGAGUUGAAGAAGGCUCUGUGCAAUCCUCACAUUCAAGCUGAUAGGCUGCGCUACCGGAAUGUCAUCCAACGAGUGAUUAGGCACAUGACUCAGGGCUUGGACAUGUCUGGUGUUUUCAUGGAAAUGGUGAAGGCCAGUGCCACUGUAGAUAUUGUUCAGAAGAAGUUGGUUUAUCUGUACAUGUGCACAUAUGCCCCUCUGAAACCAGAUCUGGCUCUCCUGGCCAUUAAUACACUGUGCAAAGACUGCUCGGACCCCAACCCGAUGGUGCGAGGGCUGGCACUACGGAGCAUGUGUAGCCUCAGGAUGCCUGGUGUGCAAGAAUAUAUCCAACAGCCUAUUCUCAAUGGCUUACGGGAUAAGGCUUCAUAUGUCAGGAGGGUAGCAGUCCUUGGUUGUGCCAAGAUGCAUAAUCUUCAUGGAGACUCUGAAGUGGAUGGUGCCCUGGUAAAUGAGUUAUACAGUUUGCUGCGUGAUCAGGAUCCAAUUGUGGUUGUGAACUGCCUGAGGUCUCUAGAGGAAAUUCUGAAACAGGAAGGAGGAGUUGUCAUCAAUAAGCCCAUUGCCCAUCAUCUCUUAAAUAGAAUGUCAAAACUGGACCAAUGGGGCCAGGCUGAAGUAUUGAACUUUCUGCUACGCUACCAACCCCGCAGUGAGGAGGAAUUAUUCGACAUUCUCAAUCUGUUGGACAGCUUUCUCAAGAGCAGUAGCCCAGGUGUGGUGAUGGGAGCCACAAAACUCUUUCUGAUCUUGGCAAAAAAGUUUCCCCAUGUACAAACCGAUGUGCUUGUGCGAGUCAAGGGACCUUUGCUAGCUGCCUGUUCUUCAGAGAGCCGUGAACUCUGCUUUGCUGCCCUUUGUCAUGUGCGCCAGAUCUUGCAUAGUUUGCCAGGUCACUUUAGCAGCCACUAUAAAAAGUUUUUUUGUUCCUACUCGGAGCCCCACUAUAUCAAACUACAGAAGGUGGAAGUGCUGUGUGAGCUAGUGAAUGAUGAGAAUGUGCAGCAGGUGCUAGAGGAGCUUCGAGGGUACUGCACGGAUGUCUCUGCUGACUUUUCCCAGGCUGCCAUCUUUGCCAUAGGUGGCAUCGCCAGGACUUACACAGAUCAGUGUGUGCAGAUUCUAACAGAGUUACUGGGGCUUCGACAAGAGCAUAUUACUACAGUGGUGGUGCAGACUUUCCGAGACCUGGUUUGGUUGUGUCCUCAGUGUACCGAAGCUGUGUGUCAGGCCCUGCCCGGCUGUGAGGAGAACAUUCAAGAUAGUGAGGGGAAGCAGGCACUUAUUUGGCUACUUGGGGUUCAUGGGGAAAGAAUUCCCAAUGCUCCUUAUGUGUUAGAGGACUUUGUAGAGAAUGUGAAGUCAGAGACAUUUCCAGCUGUUAAGAUGGAGCUACUCACUGCUCUGCUGCGCCUUUUCCUCUCACGACCUGCUGAGUGCCAGGACAUGCUGGGACGUUUGUUAUAUUACUGCAUAGAGGAGGAGAAGGAUAUGGCUGUACGGGACCGAGGUCUCUUCUAUUAUCGCCUCCUCUUAGUUGGCAUUGAUGAAGUUAAGCGGAUCUUGUGUAGCCCAAAAUCUGACCCUUCUCUUGGACUUUUGGAGGAUCCAGCAGAAAGACCUGUGAACAGCUGGGCCUCAGACUUCAACACGCUGGUGCCAGUGUAUGGCAGAGCCCGCUGGGCAACUAUUUCUAAGUGCCAGGGGGCAAAGCAACAUGGCCCAGAGCUUCCUAACACUGCAUCUUUUGCCACAUCAGGAUCCCUGAUUCCUGAAGAGAACAAGGAGACAAUACAAGAACUCCCUGAUUCUGGAGCCCUCAUGCUAGUUCCCAAUCUCCAGCUUACUGCUGAGUAUUUUGAGAAAACUUGGCUUAGCCUCAAGGUUGCUCAUCAGCAAGUAUUGCCUUGGCAGGGAGCAGUCCAUGCUGAUACUCUCCAGAUGGCUCUUCAAGUAGUGAACAUCCAGACCAUCGCGAUGAGCAGGGCUGGGGCUCGGCCAUGGAAAGCAUACCUCAGUGCUCAGGAUGAUACUGGCUGUCUGUUCUUGACAGAACUGCUGUUGGAGCCUGAGAACUCAGAAAUACAGAUCUCUGUGAAACAAAAUGAGGCAAGGACGGAGACACUGAACAGUUUUAUUUCCGUAUUAGAAACUGUGAUUGGAACAAUUGGAGACAUAAAAUCAUAACAGAUUCUUUUUGCUUGUCCUGAGUAAGAUGAAUAACUAUCAGAGUUCCUUAGUUUUUCUUAUUAGAGCUGCUUGUAAGUCCAGAUAAUACCAGAUGCAAAGGAGAAUGGGAAAUCUAAGAAUCAGGGUGCUUAUGUCUUUGCCUAAAGACCAUCAACUUAUUCCUUUCAUGCCUACUGCUGAUUGGCCCAAUUUUUCAAUGGUGAUGUUGUAAGGGUUAAUGUUGAUAUGAGAAUGGGGUGAGGAUGGGAUUUAGAUUCUUUUCUAAUUAAUUUAAGGGAUGGUAUUACUAAUUAAAGAUGUCUGGUGUGUGGAAA